AUGAUGACUAAAUCGCUGCUUAUGUUGAACCCAGAAUUGGCGAACCAGAAAGGCCGUGCGGAACCAGCGAUAGAUGCUGAAGACCCGGAGAUAGAAGAGCAGGAUCGAGACUUUCGUCAAGCCAAUGUUGAUCUUGUACAGGAUCUGGGCGAAGAAGUAGAGCUCGAGGGUUUUUCCAACCACCGAAUGGGGAAGUUGCCAGGUGUGCUUGCCGAAGCCCCAUUCGCAGCAGAUGAUCAUUUGAAGGCAGAUGACUUCAGCGAGGAUGAGCUAGGCGAUGAUGCUCCAGUCGUCGGGGCCAAGUUGCUUCGAGUACGUCGAGCGGGUGACGCAGCGGGCGAGGACGAUGAGCGGAGUGAUUACAGCGAAGGCCAGCGAUGGGAUGGACAGGCGGGAGGAGAUGUCGGCAUGGAGAAGACCGUUUGUGAGCCGUCCGUCGAGGCGAAGUCGUCAUCUCCCACACAUGAGAGCGCCGCGAUCGAAGAGCCCUUCGAUCAACAACUCGAGAAACGUAUGAUGCGAAAGAUCGAUCUGCACCUCAUGGUCCCGCUCUGGAUCCUCUUCAUGUUGGGCUUCAUGGACCGCAUCAACCUCGGCAACGUCGCCGUCCUCGGCAUUGUCAAAGACCUCCAUCUGGUCGGGAACGCCUUUAACGUGGCCCUCCAGGUCUUCUUCGUCCCGUACAUCCUUCUAGAGGCACCUAGCAAUUUGAUGCUUAGGAAGCUACCACCAUCACUCUGGAUAUGCACCACGACGUUUCUCUGGGGCGUGGCGUGCAUGUGCCAAGGCUUCGUUCACAGCAACAGCGGGUUGAUCGCUUGCCGUUUCUUCAUCGGAGUGUUCGAGGCCGGGUUCGUUCCCGGUUGCGCGUACUUGAUGUCCAUGUACUACAGGCGUCACGAGCUCCAAAGACGCCUGUCGCUCUUCUGGUGUGCGGGCCUAGUAGCCGGUGCCUUCUCCGGCCUUCUCGCGUACGCUCUCGUACACAUGCAAGGUCUAUCGGAUCUUGCCGGCUGGCGCUGGGUCUUGAUCAUCGAAGGUCUCCUCUCCGUCGCCGCCUCCAUCCCAGUAUACUUCUUCCUCGCCGACUGGCCCGAGCAGGCCAAAUUCCUCUCAAAAAGAGAGAAGCAGUAUCUCGCCCUCCGCAACGCAGCGGACGUGGGCGGCAGUUCGACGAUGAAUCAUCUCGAUAAAGCGGCGUGGCGCCGGAUUCUCUUGGAUUGGAAGAUCUGGUGCGGCAGUCUCAUCUACAUCGGCAUCACCGUCAGCGGGUACGCGACCGCGUUGUUCAUACCAACAAUCAUCUCGAGCAUCGGGUACUCGGGUAUCCAGAGUCAGAUCCAUAGCAUUCCGGUUUGGAUGGUCGCCGCCGUAGUGACGUUUGGGACAUCGAUCUUGACGGAUAAACUGCAGCAUCGAUACGGCUUCGUCAUGUUCGGGGUUCUCUUUGCUUCCAUCGGUUACAUCAUCUUACUAGCUCAAGGGCCUCUAGCGAAGCCUCACCACGCACAACUCGGCCUGAACCCGCAAGUGAGAUACAUGGCGGUCUUUUUCGUGACGACUGGAUGCUACAUUGUUCAACCUGUGGCCAUCGGUUGGCUGGCUAGUAACCUUGGAGGCCAUUACAAGAGAGCCAUUGGAUUAGCGAUACAAGUCGCUGUUGGAAACAUUGGCGGGAUCAUGGCGAGCAAUGUCUUCGUGCGGACUGAUGCGCCGAGGUACUUCGUUGGUUAUGGAGUCGGUCUCGCUAUGCUUGUCCUGUGCGGCGUAAUGAGCACAGUCUUUGCCCUCGGGCUCAUGCGGGAGAACAAGAAUAGAGAUGCGGGGGCCAGAGAUGAUAGGUUGGUCCUUGCUAAGUCUAGCCAGGCCAAUAUGGGAGAUGAUGAUCCGACGUUCAGGUUCAGUAUAUGA
Molecule: messenger RNA, 1911 nt
Organism: Recurvomyces mirabilis
Lineage: Eukaryota; Fungi; Ascomycota; Dothideomycetes; Mycosphaerellales; Teratosphaeriaceae
Exons: 3
Coding region: 1-1911 (636 amino acids)
Biological process (GO): transmembrane transport
Cellular component (GO): membrane
Molecular function (GO): transmembrane transporter activity
Source: RefSeq, a predicted model, not a curated record